Stegodyphus dumicola is the source of this 1501-nucleotide messenger RNA. RefSeq names its product chymotrypsin-like elastase family member 2A. Gene Ontology annotation, molecular function: protein binding; serine-type endopeptidase activity. Lineage: Eukaryota; Metazoa; Arthropoda; Arachnida; Araneae; Eresidae. The record is from RefSeq and is a predicted model, not a curated record. Gene Ontology annotation, biological process: proteolysis.
UAUUUUUCAACGUUUUGAAAAGGUUUAGAUUACCACUUGCAAAGAUGUUGAGAGUUUUAGCGCUUCUUUUGGCAGCCACAGGAAUUUCUACGGCUUUGGACUUGACUGGCUGCGCUCCAGGCCGCCCAAAGGAGAUCAAUGCUCUUCUUCGGACGCAAGGAGAUUUAUAUAGUCCAGGUUAUAAAGAAAAUGAAAACUAUCCAAAUGAUCUAGUGUGUCAGUACAUAAUUUUCGCACCAUAUGGAUUCAAAAUACGUCUCACAUUCGAGGACUUAGACAUCGAGACAUCUGACCUGUGCAUGGCAGAUGCCGUAUCCGUACACGAAGGAAUACAUCCAAUGGCACCAGUGCAUGGAGUGUUUUGCGGAAAUGGCACUUAUCCACCGAUAACUUCUCUCAGUAAUGCCUUGCUUAUCGUAUUCCGAAGUGAUUUCAUGGUGGGAAAGAAAGGAUUCCACAUUCGUUACCACGCAUCAGCCCUACACAGGCCCUGUGGUGUUGGAGAACUGCUAUGCAGAAAUCGUAAGUGCGUGAGAAUAACAUCUCGAUGUGAUGGCGAUGAUAACUGUGGUGAUGGUACAGAUGAAGAAAAUUGUGAUUAUCCUACGGCUGUAACUAAAUGUGGAGUAAGACCAAAAAACGCCUCACAAGCUGUAGGAGUAGAUCGUGUAAUAGGAGGCAGAGAAGCAAUCCCAGGAAGCUGGCCAUGGCAAGCUGAUCUUCAGCUCGCCUUUUACAAUCCUAACGGUCAUAUGUGCGGAGGAACUCUCAUUAACUCGCAAUGGGUUCUUACAGCAGCUCACUGUUUUGUGCAAAAUGGAAUGCCUCAAGUAUGGCGUGUACAUCUUGGGAAGCACCGUAAAUAUUUCACGGACAGGUAUGAGCAAAUUCGAAUGGUUGAAAGAAUCGUAGUUUUUCCUGAUGUAACUGGCCAGAUGGUAUUGCGAAAAGAAUUAGAUCUGGAUAAUGAUAUAGCUUUAAUGAAACUUAAUGCCCCUGUAAAGUUCACACAAUUCGUAAGUCCAGCUUGUCUUCCUAAACAAGGUUAUGAACUGAAGGUCGGUACUCAAUGCAUGGCAUCAGGUUGGGGCUUAACAAGAGGAACUGGAUUUUCUCACGUCCUGAAAGAAGUAGAAUUAUGGAUUGAGAAAGCACAAGACUGCGAUUCAGAUAUGGGUUCUAUUGAUAAUAAAACAUCAGUAUGCGUACGAAACAGAAAAGGAUUCCAAGAUGUUUGCCAUGGUGACAGUGGCGGCCCACUUGUAUGUGAAAUAAAUAAUGAAUGGCAAGUCAUGGGAGCAACAAGUCGUGGAACAGCGGGCAAUUUUGAAGGUGGUUUAUGUGCAAUGCCUGGCUCUUACACAGUUUAUUCAAAGGUGUCGGAUAAAGUUAGUUGGAUCAAGAGGAUGAUCAGCAAGUACAGUUAGCUAAACAAAAUUUUCUGAUUGUAAAUUAAAACCAAAAUGAAAUAAAGAAGAUAUUUAUUUGUCAAAAACGAAAA